AUGUCCAUCUCGCUCCGCCUCGCCGUCCCGCCGUCGGCGGCCGCGCAUGCGCCCACGCUACGCCAGCCACUGAACACGAGAUCCGGUAGCAAUGCCAUCGCCACCGCCAUCGGCCCGGUCGCGUUUCAGCCGCCGCGCGCACUCAGGGGAGCUGCGCCUGGAGCGUCGUCGUGGUGGCGCCGCCGGGGAGACGCCGCCUUGUGCUGCGCGUCGGCGCACGUCAGCGCCGAGACGAUGCAAUGGGUGUCCUUCGCUGCCGCAGCUAUAUUGAUGCUUGCUAGAGGCACAACCAUACAGAAAUCGUACCUUGUCCCUUUCAUUGCUCUACAAGCACCUGCUGAGGUCAUCUCAUGGAUCAAGGCUGAUUAUGGUCAGUGGACCGCUUUUAUUGGGCUUCUUCUGCGUUUGGUAUACUUCAUUCCAGGUGAACUGGAGCUCCCAUUGUUGACGAUGCUGUUUGUUAGCAUUGCUCCUCACCGAUUAGCCAGCUUGAGGGGAACUCAAGACUCUGUAAUAGUGUCCUUGGCAAUAGCAGCUUAUCUCGCACUUCAGCAUUUCACCGCCGCCGGAAGCGUGAGGAAGGCCUUGGAUCGUGGCACGGUAGUAGCAACCUUGUCCGUCAUCUGCAUCACGCUUAUCCCCCUCUUCUUCUUGUUGUGAUUCCGGUCAGACUGUGAAGCGCGAAGCCUAGUUUGUUCCUCAGGCAUGGUGCAGAUGUUGGCUUCUCGAUCUUCUGAGAGAGGAUAAAUAAUGUGAUCACAGUUACCCGGGCCUGCAAUUCAGUUCUUGAAAAGCCAUUGCAGUGUGGAGAUGUCUUGGGACGCUACCGUCCCAAUAAAAAGUUUUUGUGCUAGCAGAAUCAGGUUCUGAUGUAUAUAUUGGUGGUUAUCAGUAUACGUCAGUUCAGAAGAAUUUUUAAUCGCUACACAUCUCUGGGAGAAGAAAAUAGAACUAAGACAAAAGCAGCAA
Messenger RNA from Brachypodium distachyon (stiff brome), 969 nucleotides. Its product is annotated as cold-regulated 413 inner membrane protein 1, chloroplastic. The record is from RefSeq and is a predicted model, not a curated record. Gene Ontology annotation, cellular component: membrane. The transcript has 6 exons. Bases 1 to 660 code for a protein of 219 amino acids. Lineage: Eukaryota; Viridiplantae; Streptophyta; Magnoliopsida; Poales; Poaceae.